Selaginella moellendorffii is the source of this 766-nucleotide messenger RNA. Its product is annotated as peptidyl-prolyl cis-trans isomerase-like. The record is from RefSeq and is a predicted model, not a curated record. The transcript has 8 exons. Lineage: Eukaryota; Viridiplantae; Streptophyta; Lycopodiopsida; Selaginellales; Selaginellaceae. Gene Ontology annotation, molecular function: peptidyl-prolyl cis-trans isomerase activity. Bases 66 to 749 code for a protein of 227 amino acids. Gene Ontology annotation, biological process: protein peptidyl-prolyl isomerization.
UCUUUGUGCUCACGGCUUACAGGUCUUUGAAGCUCCCCUCCAAGCAAGCUUGGGUUCUUGAGAGGAUGAGUUCUUCCAGAGCUGGACUUUUGCUACUGUGUGUCUGGUUCGUGGUCGUAGCAUGCGUUUCCAGGAAUGAAGCGUUCGUGGGCUACUCAGAGGUUUCUUUAGCUACUGCUGGUACUGGUGCCAGCAACCAGAAUUUUCGAGAAAACGUUUCUCUCUUUGAGCGGCCAGAGUGCUUGCUUUUCUCCACCGAAUUUGGGGAGAUCGAGGUCGAGCUUGCAACCACAGCUGCUCCUGAGACAGUAUCUUUCAUCAAGGAUCUGGUUGCCAAAGGCACAUACAAUGGUUGUAGUUUUUAUCGAGCUGAACCACCUGGUGAUACAUAUGAUCAAGGUAGCAUAGUUCCUCGGAAAGGGUAUGCGCUUGUACAAGGUGGUUUAUUCUCGUGCGGAAAGCAGCAGGACGUCGACCUGCCUGUUGAGUCCAGAUGGAAGCACACCAAAGGAACAUUGUCGUUGAUCACGCGCACAAGCGAGUUUUUCUUCAGUCUCGAAGACCACCCGGAGUGGGAUGGCAGCUUUUCCGUAUGGGGAAAGGUAGCUAGUGCCUCGGGCUUCUCCGCGUUGGAGCGAAUCGCGGCCCUUCCCACGCAUCAAGAAGUCCACCCGAGCGGAACUGUUAUGAGAAUACUCUCGAAAGAAGUGACAUUUUCCCUGGCUCUCAAACCGAGCCGAGACAACUAGACAAGACGAUCUCAUAC